Messenger RNA from Pistacia vera, 1762 nucleotides. Its product is annotated as protein TIFY 6B. Bases 124 to 1305 code for a protein of 393 amino acids. Lineage: Eukaryota; Viridiplantae; Streptophyta; Magnoliopsida; Sapindales; Anacardiaceae. The record is from RefSeq and is a predicted model, not a curated record. Gene Ontology annotation, biological process: regulation of defense response; regulation of jasmonic acid mediated signaling pathway; response to wounding. The transcript has 7 exons. Gene Ontology annotation, cellular component: nucleus.
ACAUUUUAAAUAUCUCCUCUCUCUUCAGCUUCGUCUUCUUCUUCUCUUUCUCUGUCCACUGAAACUGAAUUAUUUUUCUUUUCUUAGUUGAAUCAAAUCGUUACGUCGUCGUUUUGUUUUGAGAUGGAGAGAGAUUUUCUCGGUUUGGGCUCUAAGAAUUCUCCGCUUACUGUGAAAGAAGAGGCCUGUGACGGCGCUAAGGAGUCAGUAGCAUCAGUGAAGAGUUCAGGGAUGCAUUUGUCUUUCUCAAACAAGGUUUCUGCCGUUCCUCAGUUUCUGUCUUUCAAGGCUCCUCAAGAAGACAGGUCAAGAAAAAUGGCUCAUGAUUCUCUAGUCUCAUCUGGAUUUAUGUCUGUAUCUACUGCUGACGCUUUUGAUUGCAACCAGAAACCUUAUUCUGGCACAGUCCAGAAAAAUACAAUUCUUGAUAAGCAAGGGGGAAACCACUAUGUGAUGUUUGAUGCAAACCAGGUUCAAAGGCCUCAGGAAAUGAGGAUGUUCCCAAUCUCCAGCAUACCCAACCAAACAAUUGCUGUUUCUAUGACCACUCCAGUUCUUCACUCCCACCUUAACUCCACUGGACAGAGUGUGGCUGGUAAUACCGUUAACCCGAAACCUCUUGGAGGAGUUUCAAUUGUAUCCCCUGUUUCUGUUCUUCCCCCCACAAGUUCCAUCAUUGGUACCACUAAUCUUAGGAAUGCUUCCAAACCUAAUGGGGCACCUGCUCAGUUGACCAUCUUCUAUAAUGGUUCUGUGUGCGUCUAUGAUGAUGUGUCACCUCAGAAGGCUCAGGCUAUCAUGUUAUUGGCUGGAAACGGGUCCUCUCUGACUAAUAAUAAGACACUUCCUGCUGCACAGAUGCAAACAUCUAUCCUGGGUCCAUCUGUAGGUGAUGGUUAUAUUGGGAAAAAUUCCCAUAUUACAUCACCCUGCCCAGGCCUUCCAGGCACUAUUUCUAUGACCUCCCAUGUUGCCUCUGAGUCAGGUGGAGGACCUAGUUACACUAAAGAAAUAACAAUGGUGAAACCAAUAUCAGUUCUGGCUUCUAAUAACCAACCGGAGCCUGCCAAAGCAAUUAGCUCAGUGGGAUCUGCAGCUUCAUCUCUCAUUCAAACUGUGGCUGUGCCUCAGGCUCGUAAAGCAUCCUUGGCACGAUUUUUGGAGAAGCGCAAAGAAAGGGUGUUGAGCACCUCGCCAUAUAAUAAUGUCAACAGGAAAUCUCCAGACUGCAAUAGCCCUGGAUCUGAGGGUUUAAGUUUGUCAGUCAAUUCUUGUGGCUCUUGUCUUCUUCCGCCCAUCAAUUAGCAGUAAAAGAACCAACCCGGUGCAUGACAUGGGAGACCAAAAUCGAACACCAAAUGUAAGGAGAAGAAGCCUCAAAAUUAUUUUUGCUCGACUAUAAGCUCAAUUCUUUCUACUUCAUUAAAUUUUUAGUUCCAUAGGUACAUGGUAUAUUUUUGUUUGUUCGUUUUUUAUUGUGCUCGGAGUUGUUUCUUCCGACAACAUUAUGAAACCCUUACCAUAAUAUGCUGUAAAAGUACUUCAAACACAUUAGAAUUAUAUUUUCAUUUUCACAGUCUCCCUGUAUUUAAUUUUUGUAGGCCCUUUGACAGUCAAAUAAAACCGGUUGUAGAAAUGCCAUUUGAUACAUACUUUUGUUGAUGCUGUUUUGUAUCAAAUGUUGUAUGUAAUGAGCUUUCUGUGAACAAUUUCUUUUACAAUAAUAAGCAAUGAAACAAAGGUGGCAAAAGCUCUCUCUCCU